CUCAGAGCGGGGCGUACGUGACGCCAAAGCGGAAGUGUGUUUUCGGAAGUGGCUGCUGAUAUGAACUGUAGAAGGGUGUGAAAAACGGGGAAAUAACGGUGGUUCUGUGCGGAGUUUUCGUGAACCAGAAGAUAAGGAGAAUAACUCGGCAGACGGGAUGGUUUUAGCCGUCGACGUGUGUUUUUUGUUGGUGUUUUGGUCGGUGGGAGCGGCGAAGGAUACAGGAGACGACGACUGGGUUCAUCUGCCCAACAAAUGUGAAGUCUGUAAGUUUGUCAGCAUUGAAAUGAAGUCAGCGUUUGAGGAAACAGGAAAAACCAAAGAGGUGAUCGACAGAAACUAUCGCUUUAUCGACGGAAAGGGAGCGCCGCCCAUCAAAUACAACAAGUCAGACUUGAGGUUCAUCGAGGUCGUAGAAAAUGUCUGUCAGAGGCUGCUGGAGUACAACCUGCACAAAGAGAGGACUGGCAGCAACCGCUUUGCCAAGGGCAUGUCUGAGACCUUCUCCACCCUGCAUGGUUUGGUGAACAAAGGAGUGAACGUGGUGAUGGAUAUUCCCUUUGAGCUCUGGAACGAGACCUCAGCAGAAGUAGCUGACCUGAAGAAACAGUGUGACGUUCUGGUGGAGCAGUAUGAGGACGUGAUUGAAGACUGGUAUAAAGGCAGCCAGGAGGAGGACCUGACCACAUAUCUGUGUGAGAAACAUGUUCUGAAAGGACAGGACACAGCCUGUCUGCAGGAGGAAUACUCUGGCAGGAAGAAGGGAGACCAGGCAGCCAUCGCAGAGGACAAGAAGAAGAAGAAGAAGAAGAAGAAGAAGGGAGGAAAGAAGGGGAAGGGAAGAGGGGAGGACGGGGUAGACGGAGGGGACGGCGGCUCGGAGAAGAAGAAGAAGGUGAAGAAGAAGAGCAAAGUCCCGGUGGAGAGGACAGAUGGAGGGAUGGACGGAGGCGCCACCACGGACGACGAGAUCCAGCCUCAGGUGCCUCUGUCUGGGCAGAAGACGGAGCUAUGUGUGUAAACUCCUCAUCUUCCAACGACUCCCUUCUUCAUCCAAACCUCUCUUCAGACAACUUCAUCUUUCUGUUAAUGAGGUGUUACGUCACCAGACCAGGCUCCUUCAUCUACAUCGCAUAUCGUGCCACCUACAUCCUCCUCCUCCUCCCUCUCUGCAUCUUCAUCAUCUACCAUGGUCUCCAACAAUGGAGACUAAAUGGCUCCACCUCCUCAGCAGCAACCAUGAGUCACUCUGACAGCUUCACCUACAACAUGGUCACCAUGGAGAUGAUUGGAGUCUUUGGGUCUGUCCUUGUGAUUUGUGGUAUCUGCAGCGAUCACGUAAAGAUAUUUCUGGUGGGGUACUUUCUUUUGUAUGUCACCUGGUUCGGACAGAUCUUCUUCCACGUCCUGACCUGUGUGGAGCGCUACCUGGCUGUGGUUCAUCCCAUCACCUACCUGAGCCUGAGAAAAGAGAGAGGGAUCAGAAUCAGAAACAUCAGCAUCGGCUGUGUCUGGCUGCUUUCCUCUGCAAUGACAGUUCUGUUGAUGAAAGAGAAUGUUUUAUUCAUUGUGUAUUUCUGCUUCUUGAUGCCAUCCUUAGCUACUGUCUCCUUCUGCAGUGUUUCUGUUCUCUGUGUUCUGAUUCGACCAGGUCCAGGGAAACAGGGCGGGGCCAGGGAGAGGGUUGACCAAUCAAAGCUGAGGGCAUUCUACACCAUUAUGGUCAUACUGGGAGUGCUGGUGGUGAGAUUGGCUAUGAAUUUGGCUUGGGCUGUGCUGAAUGUGGUGGAGAGAGAUGCAGACUGUAUGGUAAUGAUGGCUGGUAUCUGGUUCUUUCUGCCCAGCAGUCUGGUCUUACCCCUGCUGUUUCUACACAGAACAGGAAAAUAGGUGUGUUGGAAGAAAAACAUCCAGUGAGGCAAAGGAAUAAAGAAACUCAAAAACACUUCAGAACAGAGAGCCGUUUUGCUGUAGGAUCAUUCGACCUCUGACCCUACAUCUCUCUGUCUAAACACAAUGAAUAAAUAUGUGGAGUGUGAGCCUCAUUAAUUAUGAUCAAUGACUGAUUCCAUGCAGCAGCAGCUGCUUGUCUGAAUUUAUGACAAAUGGUUCAGCAUCACCUCUUUUGAUUCCAAGUUGGACAAAAUCAAUGCCCUCAAACAAAAAUACCUUUUUUUCAAGUCUCUUUAGGCAUUAUUAACACAUUUCUCAUAUUUCAUGAGACUUUUCAGUAAAACUCCAAUAAACAGCAAUAUAUUUUAAACAAAACUUCUUUCACUUGACAAACUUUAAAUUCAGUAACUUCUUGUCAUUAUUGCUCAUCUGACUGCUCUGGAAGCUGCCGUUUUUGCAGCAGCUUCUGUUAUUUUUCCACUGUGUUUGUUCUUCAACAAGUUCCCUUCUUCAGAUUGUGUUAGUUUUUAAAUCUUUAGCUACAUUGAGCUAAAUUAAUUGUAGCUAAAUUACUAAUUUCCUUGAAAAGCUGAUAUUAUUUCAUGUACAGACAUGAGAUUCUGUCAGAAAUAUAUGCAGUCCAAAUUUAUCUUAUCAAACAAAUAUAUGAACGUUUUUCAGUAAGAUCGAGCCUCUGAUUAAAGAAUUUUUGUGUUAUGUGAAAUAAUAUGUAUUUAUGAUGGAUUAAAAAAGAAAAACAUUUGCUUUUUAUGAACAUUUACACCACUGAUGCAUAUUUUUCUGUUUCUCACAUUGGCCUUCAGUUUUAGCAUUCUGUAAUCCUUCUUGUGUUUUGCUGUAGUUUUGAAAGACAAGUCAUUCCAGUGCUUUUGUUGCUUAAAGAAAAUAACUCUAAAUGAUGAACUGAAAUAAUAAAGCUGCUGUGUCAUCCUGUAA
Messenger RNA from Acanthochromis polyacanthus (spiny chromis), 2850 nucleotides. RefSeq names its product canopy FGF signaling regulator 3 (gene cnpy3). The record is from RefSeq and is a predicted model, not a curated record. Gene Ontology annotation, cellular component: endomembrane system. Gene Ontology annotation, molecular function: signaling receptor binding. Lineage: Eukaryota; Metazoa; Chordata; Actinopteri; Pomacentridae. The transcript is spliced from 7 exons. The coding region runs from base 158 to 1021 and encodes 287 amino acids.